Molecule: messenger RNA, 868 nt
Organism: Westerdykella ornata
Lineage: Eukaryota; Fungi; Ascomycota; Dothideomycetes; Pleosporales; Sporormiaceae
Exons: 4
Coding region: 283-738 (151 amino acids)
Source: RefSeq, a predicted model, not a curated record
GCGAGACACCGUCAUUCGUCGGUCAAAGAGGGGGAAGAGAAAUGUGCGAGACAACAAAGGAAAGUGUGAUUAGUGAUCGCGAUUCAAGGCGGUCGAGAACGAUGAGAAGGAUCAGCUUGGAUGUGAUGCCUGGAAAGCGGGGAGCUGGCGGAUAUAAAGGCUUGGAAAGCGGGGAGCUGGCGAAUAUAAAGGCUGGGAUGGAAGACGCGGAAUCGAAUGAGCGACUCCUUCAUCUCUGCAGCUUCGAGAAGAUCUUGACGUUUCAUCAUAUAUCGAAUAAGUAUGUCGGCCGAGGACUCCAAGGGCUCACUGCAAGCCAGGCCUCCUCGAGGAGCUCCGUGCUGGAUUGAGAUCAUGUCUGUGGAUCCCCCCAAGCUCAAGGAAUUCUAUGCAGCCCUCUUCCCCGCAUGGAAAUUCAAACCUGUGAGCAAGGACUAUCCAGAAGAGCGAGUGGUGAUGUACGAGUUCGAGGAACCAAAGGGCAUUUCCGGCGGUAUUCUCAAGCUGCCUGAGGGUCGUACACGCACCGAGCAACCCAUGGGCGUGGGGAUGACGGUGUACUAUUUUGUCGACUCUCUGGACGAGACUGAGAAGAAAGUCCACGAGCUAGGAGGGAGCACUGUGCUGGAGAAGAUGGCCGAAAGGCAGAAUGGUUGGUUCAUGAACUUCAAGGACCCAGAGGGGAACCGGUUCGGCGCCUUUGAGGUCAAUUGGGAGAACUGUGGGAAGGGAGCAUAGUCACUUCUUCUGGGAAGUGAAAGCGGUGUUGUUGCGGCGAGUGAUGUCCACUGUGGUACAUUGCAGGUUGAAGGACGAGGCUGGGAGAGGGGGGAAGGGGUAGCCGUGCAAAAUUGAAGCGUCCCAAGUG